UGUCAUUGAGACAGAUAUGAAGUCCUCUUUGAUCUUGGGAAGUGCUCUGUUUUUGGCACUAGCGGCCACAAAUGUCGUUCAGGCGCGCAAAGACCCUUGCAAAGAUAGCACAGCAAGGGAAGUAGUGGUGAAAGCAGCGAAAGUGCAAAAGCCGCUAUUUUUUGCGUCGCCGGACGCAAUCAACAGAGCUGCGGCAGCACGCGAAGGAAUUGGAAGAUUGUCCGCGAGCACCGGAGCACUUAGCACCAGCAGUACCAGCAGUAGUAGCAGCAGCUCUUCAAGUUCCUUUUCUUCUCUCGGUUUUCUUGGAGGACAGCUCGGCGAGAGCAAUGCAAAUGCUCUUUUACCUUUCAGCACCACUUCGGGUAAAUUGACUUCCGAUUGUGGGUGCAAUAAAAAAUCUGGAUCUCUACAGCUUGCUGAUUUGUUGUCUUCUGAGACUCAGGGACAAAUUGUACCUACCUUUGCACCAAUUGGUGAUCUAUGCUAUCCGAACAGUCCUUCUGGAGGAAAAAAAAGCAAAUUCGAACUGACUACUUCCACCAAAGUAACACCAGCAUAUCCCGGCAAACCCAGAGUCGUUCCUUCUAAAGCUGUUUCCCAAGAGAUUUGCGUGAACACGGUCAACGGACAAAUUGAUCGAGCUGGAUUGCAAAAACUCGGCCUAUCAACGUCCAGCGGUAGUAAUUUAUCAGUUAAUAGACUCGGAGGUGCGCAAUGGACAAGACAAUUCGGUAGUUCGAGCACUUUGAACGGCGUAGAUAGUGUAUUCGGUCAAUCUUGGAACAAACAUCAAGGAAAUAUUAACUCAGGCAGUCUCGGAUCAUUUGGUUUGAGUAACAGUCGCACAGGAGGGUCACAAGCAAUUUCUAGUGCAAGCGGUCUAGGACUGACAUCUUCUCAAGCGACCAGCUUGAAUGGAAACAGUUUUGCAAGCUCCAGUUUAGCAUCCACAAACUUUGGAUGUAACGAGUUUGGCGAUGAACAAGAACUGCCUCGGGACUAUUCCUAUCCCGUUCUACCAGCGGAUCCCGUUUCGCUCACUUUGGCGUACAAAAAUCUUUUCCCGCGCGUGCUUUAUAACAAGAAGACGCAAUUCGUGCCGGAAGACAAACUAGCAUUCGGUCAUAGAACAGUCCCGACUGAAUCGUCGUUCGAGAAAAAGACACGGCCGGACGUGCCGGAAGAAAAACUUCAGAUUCUCGACAAGCCUGUUGUUGAGCUGAAGCCGGUGAAUCUGCGUCCCGUCACCGUCGGUGUUUAUAACGAGUACGAAGAGGCCAAGUUAGCGGAACUCGAAGCUAUUGAACGCGAGAAAAUUAGACAGGAAGAACUUUCUCGGCAGUCGCAAGGACACUACAUUACGUACGGAGACUUGGGAUAUGAGCCAAUUAACGGAAUUAAAGUGACCGCGUCAACAGCAUCCCAAGGUGAAAGCUUCGACGAUGACGCAGGUUGCGGUCCGAUAGGACCGGCAAUUGCUGGUUUCGUUCCCGGUAGUGUCGUCAUAAAUCGAGAGUUCGUGGAAACCGAAAACGAAUUCGACGAUGAUCAAAAUAAUGAGGAAGCAUACAACGUUCGAAGUCACCUAGCAAUUGAGACUAGCGACGAGGAAGAUGACGAGGACGAUCCAUCGUCCGGUAUAUUCGCCAGAUUGCAGAGUAUGUCUCGAAAAAGUGCCGGGUGUAAAAGUUUCUAAUUCAAAUUUCUUUUUGAAAAAAAAAAAAACAACUUCUUUCACCGAUAAAAUUAUCGACUGAUCAAGGUGAAUCUCAAUUGUUGUAACAAACGCUCUGCUCGAAUAUCGCGAGUAUUGUACUAGUCCUAUACAUAUAUUGCGUUUGCGUGUGUGACGUUAUUAUAUUGUUAAGAUAUUAUAUAAUAUAGA
Messenger RNA from Pseudomyrmex gracilis, 1888 nucleotides. RefSeq lists its product as uncharacterized. The transcript is spliced from 5 exons. The coding region runs from base 17 to 1699 and encodes 560 amino acids. The record is from RefSeq and is a predicted model, not a curated record. Lineage: Eukaryota; Metazoa; Arthropoda; Insecta; Hymenoptera; Formicidae.